UGGAGCAGCCCCGCUGACCUCACGGCUCAGCUCUGCAUUUAAGAUCUGCCUCCCAGAUGUUGCGGGAGGAUCGAGGCAGCUGCGGAGCCGGGAAUAGCCCCAGCCCCUCGCCGGCCCGAGAUGAUCGCACUGCUCCUCUUCUCUGCCCUGCUGUGGGACAAGGCUGGAGCCUGGGGCUUCAGGGAUGGAGUGCUGCACAAUUCCAUCUGGUUAGAGCGAGCGGCCGGCGUGUACCACCGCGAGGCGCGCUCCGGCAAGUACCGGCUCACCUAUGCCGAGGCCAAGGCCGUGUGCGAGUACGAGGGAGGACACCUGGCCACGUACCAGCAGCUGGAGGCAGCCCGGAAAAUAGGUUUCCACGUGUGUGCUGCUGGCUGGAUGGCAAAGGGCAGAGUUGGCUAUCCCAUAGUAAAGGCUGGAGCCAACUGUGGCUUCGGCAAGACGGGAAUUGUUGACUACGGAAUCCGCCUCAACCGGAGCGAGAGGUGGGACGCCUACUGCUACAACCCCAACGGAAAGGAAUGUGGAGGAGUCUUCACGGACUCCAGACACGUUUUCAAGUCCCCGGGCUACCCCAGCGAGUACGAGAACGAGCAGAUCUGCUACUGGCACAUCCGCGUGCGCCUGGGGCAGCGCAUCCACCUGCAGUUCCUGGAGUUCGACGUGGAGGAGGACACGGCCUGCCUGGCCGAUUUCCUGGAGGUCUACGACAGCUACGACGACGUCAACGGAUUUGUGGGCAGGUUUUGUGGAGAUGAGUUGCCAGAUGACAUCAUCAGCACAGGGAAUGUGAUGACGCUGAAGUUCCUGACAGACGCCUCAGUGACUGCAGGAGGGUUCCAGAUCAGAUACACCGCCCUGGACCCCCCUGCCAGGGCCGGGGACGGCAGGAACAGCACCCAGCAGGGGAAAACAAACUUCCAGGCAGGAAAAUUCGGGAUUAUGUGAGCAGAGACACAGGCACAGAGCUGUUCUAGACUGGCACCAAUUCACAUAUUUAUGCCCUCAGAUAAGACUUUUUUUUUUUUCAUCUCUGGGUUUUUCUCUUUGGCUUUUCUGUGUUUUGUUAAUAAAGGGAAUAAAUUAUAAAAUAUACUCACAUAAAGAAUAGAAAACUAUUUUUAGAACACAAGUACUGUAAAAAUUUGAAGAACACAUUGAAGUCAUGAAGACUUAAAAAUUAUUUUUCUAUAUCAACUGCUCCUUCUCCUCAUUUCUUACACCACUUGAACAAACUUUUUGUAUGACUGUUCCGAUUAUUUUUAAACUUAACAGGCUCUUCUCAUUUCCCUUAAUUUUCACAUAUUUAUUUUUAAGACUGUUGCUUUUUUUCCCCUGAUCUCUACACAUUAUAAUUAUUAUUUUUUUUAAUUAACUGAAUUUCUUGAACUCAAGGGCCUUCAGUGCUUAUUUUUAAGACACAAAAAAUUCAUCUUGUGGAUGGCCUGGCAGCCACCCACGUGAAGAUGGGGAAGCAGCACGAAGAGCACGGGAUCAGCUGGAUCCACGCUUUAAUUUCCUUGUCAAGGUUUCCUCCCCCGGGGAAGAGCUGCUGAAGUCCUUUCACUUUUUUUAAGUGAAUUAAAGAAUUAAAGGAGUGGCUUCAUAAUGAGAAUAAAACUCGAGGGGAUGGAGCAGCAGGAGGAACUUCUCACCGAGCACGUUCAGGAGGCACCGCCGAGGUGUUGGACGUGGUUUACACGGGUUUAAGACUGUCCUCGUUUAAAUUGCUGAACUAAAAUCCUUCCCCAGAUGUUUUCCACUGAAGCAGCAUUAAAGCUACCUCUGUUCUAAUCUCA
Molecule: messenger RNA, 1799 nt
Organism: Prinia subflava (tawny-flanked prinia)
Lineage: Eukaryota; Metazoa; Chordata; Aves; Passeriformes; Cisticolidae
Gene: TNFAIP6
Product: TNF alpha induced protein 6
Exons: 6
Coding region: 121-948 (275 amino acids)
Biological process (GO): cell adhesion; negative regulation of inflammatory response
Molecular function (GO): hyaluronic acid binding
Source: RefSeq, a predicted model, not a curated record